AUGGCUUCUUCAGCUUCUACCAAAUCAAUCUUCCCUUCACCUUUGAUGUCUUCUUCAUCAUCUUCAGAAUCAAGAUCUUCAAAAAUCUCCAAUCUCUCAUUCCUAAGCCCCAAAAACAUUAACAACAUUAAACUUUCAUGUCAAAAACGUUAUUUUGUGGUCAACAGUGUUCUAAAAACCGUUGAACAAACAAAACAAACAACACAAACCAUUUCCAACAACAACAACAACGUUGGAAAUGAAAAACCAACGAUCUUGGUCUCCGAGAAGCUCGGAGAAGCAGGUUUACAAGUGUUGAGAAAACUAGGAAACGUGGUAUGUGCUUAUGACAUUUCACCUGAAGAGCUCUGCGCGAAGAUCUCAACCUGUGAUGCUUUGAUUGUGAGAAGUGGUACGAAAGUUACGAGGAAGGUGUUUGAAGCUGCUAAAGGAAAGUUGAAAGUCGUUGGUAGAGCUGGUGUUGGGAUUGAUAAUGUGGAUCUACAAGCUGCUACUGAAUAUGGUUGUCUUGUUGUGAAUGCUCCUACUGCUAAUACUAUUGCUGCUGCAGAACAUGGAAUUGCACUCCUUGCUGCCAUGGCUCGUAAUGUUGCUCAGGCUGAUGCUUCCCUCAAAGCCGGAAAAUGGCUAAGAAGCAAGUAUGUGGGAGUAUCAAUGGUUGGAAAAACAUUAGCAGUGAUGGGAUUUGGAAAAGUUGGAUCUGAAGUUGCGAGACGUGCAAAAGGUUUAGGAAUGAAUGUGAUAGCACAUGAUCCUUAUGCUCCAGCUGAUAGAGCACGUGCUGUUGGUGUUGAAUUGGUUUCAUUUGAUCAAGCAAUCACAACUGCUGAUUUCAUCUCACUUCACAUGCCUCUCACUCCAACUACUAACAAAGUCUUUAAUGAUAACACUUUUGCUAAGAUGAAGAAAGGUGUGAGAAUCAUCAAUGUUGCUAGAGGUGGUGUUAUUGACGAAGAUGCUUUACUCAGAGCACUUGAUAGCGGAAUCGUUGCUCAGGCCGCACUUGAUGUGUUCACCGAGGAGCCGCCGGCCAAAGACAGUAAGUUAGUGCAACAUGAGAAUGUGAUUGCUACACCUCAUCUUGGAGCCAGCACCAAAGAAGCACAGGAAGGUGUGGCUAUUGAAAUCGCAGAAGCUGUUGUUGGUGCCUUGAAUGGUGAACUUUCAGCAACUGCUGUCAAUGCUCCUAUGGUUGCUCCUGAGGUGUUAUCAGAACUGGCUCCAUAUGUUGUUUUGGCUGAGAAACUAGGGCGGUUAGCAGUGCAGUUGGUAUCUGGAGGAAGCGGAAUCCAGUCGAUCAAAGUGGUUUACCGAUCGGCUAGGGGCCCAGACAAUCUAGAUACUAGACUACUCCGCGCCAUGAUCACAAAAGGCAUCAUUGAACCCAUAUCAAACACAAUUGUCAACCUUGUUAACGCGGAUUACAUUGCGAAGCAAAGAGGCCUUCGCAUAAGUGAGGAAAAAGUCACUGUCGAUUCGUCUCUUGAGCUACCUAUUGAGUCAAUCCAGAUACAGAUAUCGAAUGUGGAGUCCAAAUUCGCCAGUGCUGUAUCUGAUGGUCAGAUAAGCAUUGAUGGAAAAGUGAAGUAUGGUACACCUCAUCUUACAUGUGUUGGAUCUUUCGGCGUCGAUGUGAGCUUAGAAGGAAAUCUGAUUUUGUGCAGACAGACCGAUCAACCUGGGAUGAUCGGUCAUGUCGGAAACAUAUUAGGCCAGCAAAAUGUUAAUGUGAGCUUUAUGAGCGUCGGAAGAACAUCUCGCCGCCAGAAAGCUGUUAUGGCUAUCUGCGUAGAUGAAGAACCAAAUAAGGAAGCUCUUGACAACAUUGGAGCUGUCCCUGCCAUUGAGGAGUUUGUGUUUCUCAAGCUUUAG
Lathyrus sativus (Indian pea) is the source of this 1872-nucleotide messenger RNA. Lineage: Eukaryota; Viridiplantae; Streptophyta; Magnoliopsida; Fabales; Fabaceae. The record is from the annotation of a GenBank genome assembly.